Messenger RNA from Phlebotomus argentipes, 1268 nucleotides. It is a transcript of the gene CAH7, whose product is annotated as carbonic anhydrase 1. Lineage: Eukaryota; Metazoa; Arthropoda; Insecta; Diptera; Psychodidae. The transcript has 6 exons. The coding region runs from base 148 to 1062 and encodes 304 amino acids. The record is from RefSeq and is a predicted model, not a curated record. Gene Ontology annotation, molecular function: zinc ion binding; carbonate dehydratase activity. Gene Ontology annotation, cellular component: cytoplasm.
ACUGCAGAACGCGCGCUCAGAUGCAGAACAGUGGAUGCUCGGAGCGGUUCUGAGAUCUGUGCUUGUCGGAAGUUUCAGGGAAAGCGCGUGUGAAUCCUCGAUAGUUCUCGAGAGCAUUGCAAAUUAGGAAAAAAUUACCGCAGGAAAAUGUGGCAUUUAGCGGUCUUGCUGUUGUGUUCAGCCAGCGGCGUCAGCUUCGCCUCCCACUGGGGAUAUCCCACGCCCAGGCCCAAUGGCGAAGUCGUUGGCCCGGAAAACUGGGGCGGCGCGUGCGACACGGGCCUGAAGCAGAGUCCAGUGGAUCUGUCGUUCAGAGCGUCCGUUCGCGGCAAAUUCCCACUCCUGCAUUUUGAGGACUACGACGAGCCCAUCAAGGGGGCGCAGGUGCUCAACACCGGCCACUCAAUUCAAAUUAACGUUGGAUCGCCGCCAAAUGUGGUGCUUUCCGGUGGGGGUUUGCCAAGCGAGCAGUACGUCAUGGAGCAAAUGCACUUUCACUGGGGCUCCGAGCACACAAUCAACGGCCGCCGAUAUGCGCUGGAGCUGCACUUGGUGCACUUCGACAGCAAAUUCCCCACGAUUCAAGAGGCCGUGGCCACGCGGAAUGGCGUUGCGGUGCUCGGCGUGCUCUUCUACGUCUCGUCGCAGGCGAAUCCUGACCUGGAAAACAUCCUCGACAGCGCCACGACGGCAAAGGAUGUGGUGGGCAUGUCGGAUGUGUUGCUGCAGCCACUCUCGCCGGAUGAUUUGCUCCCCCGCAAUCGGGACGCGUACUUCCGCUACGAGGGCUCGCUCACCACGCCCGGAUGUGGCGAGGCGGUUCAAUGGACAGUUUUCACUCAAUCUCUGCCAAUAUCCUUUGAGCAGCUGGAGCGCUUUAAGAGCAUCAAGACCAACAAUGGCACAAUCCUCACCCACAACUUCCGCACCGUUCAGCCUCUCAACUCGCGCCCAUUGAUUUACGUCGCCCCCACAGAGUACGAGGAGGAAGUUUCAUCUGCAGACGCCGUCAAAUAUUCCUCAGCGCUUGCCAUCUGUCUCUUUGUAGCGCUAUUAGCUUAAGAGAACAUCUCUCAAGACUCACUCUUCCGCGCUUCCCGAUCUCAAGAGAGCACUUCGUUUUGGGAAAGAAUCUAAUAAUUCAUCUGUGUUAGUUUAUUGUAGGAAAAAUGUUCGUGCCAAAAAUGCAUCUGUAGCAAAAGUGAUGAAGUUCAGUUGCAAAAUUCUGACUAGUCAAAUAAAAUUGUAUUAUUCGUUAGUUCCUAAAA